Sus scrofa (pig) is the source of this 7639-nucleotide messenger RNA. It is a transcript of the gene RAB27B, whose product is annotated as RAB27B, member RAS oncogene family. Gene Ontology annotation, molecular function: GTPase activity; GTP binding. Lineage: Eukaryota; Metazoa; Chordata; Mammalia; Artiodactyla; Suidae. The record is from RefSeq and is a predicted model, not a curated record.
CACAAAAAAACAAAAAAUAAAAGGAGAGAGAAGGAGAGCCAGUCUUGGUUGUGGAGGACCGAAUCUCAAGUGUUUGAAACAGGGUCUGAACAUAGCAGGUACUUCAUAAGUAUUUGUUCAGUCAAUUUGUGCUCCUCUGUAUACUGUACUCUGUAUACUAACUUACCAAUCCUAAGUGACUUUAGGAGGCAAAGAUUAGGGUGGUGCAUACAGAUGAAGGUAUUCAUAUUAACAGAUGCUAACUUUUAAGAUAUGAAUUUCCUUCCAACCCCUUUGAAUUUCUGGAAGUCUGUCUCUGCUCUCCACUGGCAAUCCCUCACUCUCUCUAGUUAAUGAGACAUACCCCUAGGAGAAGAUGCAAUGGAAGCCGUUCUCACAAUGCCCUGGGCUCUUUGAAUAAGAGAAACCAAAGGAAACACGCGAAAAUAAAGGGGCUAAAAAUGAGCUGGCUGCAAAGUCUUGGAGCCCCACACUGCGGAGAACUGAAGUAGAAGCUGGGCGCCUUUGAGUCACCACCAAGAUCAGCCGGAGGUGCGCCCUGCACGUCCGCUUUAGGAGGGAGAGACACGCCUUCUUCUCACACAAACCUUCCAGAUCCCGGCGUCUCGGCGGACUCGGGGUGGUGCUACAAGUCCUGCCACUUGCAGUCCUGACGGGCAGGGGCUGGGGGCCGGCUGGCCGGCGUUGGAUCGAUCCAGCGCCACAGGUUGGAAACACAGGCGCUGUCCCCAGGACUGUUGCCCUGGAAGGGAGAUCCCAGGGCGAUUGCCGCUGUCGGAGCCCAGGACUUCCAGGGCUCAGGCAAGGGGAAGGCAACCUCUGAAACCUGACACCUCUCGCCCAGGAAACUUCACAGGCUGGCCCACCAAAACCAUCACUAUGACCGAUGGGGACUAUGAUUAUCUGAUCAAACUCCUGGCCCUUGGAGAUUCCGGGGUGGGGAAGACGACAUUUCUUUAUCGAUACACAGAUAAUAAAUUCAAUCCCAAGUUCAUCACAACAGUAGGGAUAGAUUUUCGGGAAAAACGUGUGGUUUAUAACACACAGGGAUCAAAUGAGUCAACAGGGAAGGCAUUUAAGGUGCAUCUUCAGCUUUGGGACACUGCAGGACAAGAGCGAUUCCGGAGCCUCACCACUGCAUUUUUCAGAGAUGCCAUGGGUUUCUUAUUAAUGUUCGACCUCACCAGUCAACAGAGCUUCUUAAAUGUCAGAAACUGGAUGAGCCAACUGCAAGCAAAUGCUUAUUGUGAAAAUCCAGAUAUAGUAUUAAUUGGCAACAAAGCAGACCUGCCAGACCAGAGGGAGGUCAACGAACGGCAAGCCCGGGAACUGGCUGACAAAUAUGGCAUACCAUAUUUUGAAACAAGUGCAGCGACUGGCCAGAAUGUGGAAAAAGCUGUGGAAACCCUCCUGGACUUAAUAAUGAAACGAAUGGAACAGUGUGUAGAGAAGACCCAAGUCUCCAACGCUGUCAAUGGCGGAAGCUCCGGGAAGCUGGAGGGGGAAAAGCCAGCAGAGAAGAAAUGUGCCUGCUAGAGGCUACCCAAGGAACUGAUCAUCCAGAACCCCACACAAGCAUCUCUUCCAAAAACAAUGACAAACCACCCAAUUGUUGUUGCGUAGACCAUGCAUAAUGGCAUGUCUUUCUUUUUCUGCCAGAAAACUCUAUUUUAAGACACCAGAAUAGUUAACAGGGUUCAAAAGAAUUGACCUGUUGUCCCUGAGGCCCCUCUAAACAAGAUGAAAGAUUUCCCAAUGUCACCAUACCAUCCAUGGAUGCUCAGUUUGUUUUUCUAAUAAAGAAGAUAAGGCUAUAAAAGAGCACACAGGAAGAAAUACCAGUGAGUUUUAAAUUGGGACCAAAGUUACCUUGUCACAUUGGGGACAAGAAUAGGCUUCCAAAGGGACAACAUAGAGAGAUGAUUUUUUUAAAAAAGAUUGGAUUUCCUUCUUAUAUAGAAUCUGAUUCGUACUUUUAGGUUUGCAUUGGGCAAAACAUACUAGCUAAAAACACCUACACAAUAAAGAAUUCUAAGUGGUUCAUUAAGAGUGACAUUACCACGUACACCUUACAAGCUGUGCUAGAAUGACUACAUUACUGAUCAGGUUACAAGAGCAUGAAUAUCAUACUUCUGAGAAAAUGUAAGAGAUGGGGUGAUAAUGCCAUUUGUAUAUUCUUAGUAAAUGGUAGAUAGACAAGAAUAGGACUGUGAAUGACAGAGGACAAGAGACAUGCCCAGGGAGAAAAGUGAAGGUAUGGAGACAUGGCAUUUGGACAACUGAAAUUAAAUGUAUCUGUUUCAGAUGUCUCGGAGAGUAACUUAGCCAAAUUUCAUUCAAGCCAAUUAGAAGCUGAUAUUAUCAGUUGCGAGUAAGAGUCUCCAGAGGUUUCCAUUCCAAACAUUUUAGAAACUGGUGUAGCGCUCAGCUUUGCAUUUCAUAUUUCUGAGCAAAUCAUGAUUAAAUAAUCACAAAGAGAAAUUAAAGAUGGCUGUUUAUUAAAUAUCUCUUUAAAAAUGCACUCAAGAAAAAACUAUUCAGCCUUAAUUUUGUAUGAUAAGGUAUGUUGGCGAUAUGAAAAAAAAAAAAGGUGACUGUUAAUUGUAGGUUUCUUUUUAAUUUACAUUGUACCAGAAACUCUAAAUCUCAUUUCUUCCUUCCAAUGCAUACUCACCCCUGGCUUUGAAUCAGUUGUAAAAAUACAGGUGUGUCACUUUGUAGAUCAACAACUUUAGAAUAAUGUUGGAUCAAUUUUAUGGUCACUCUGAAUUGUCAUGUCAUUCAUCACAUAAAAAUGGAUGAUACUUUAUGCCAUAUUACAGUACAUUUAGCAUCUGUUUUUAUUUUGUCUCAGGCAAAGCACCCAUGAUUGAACUCUAUUUGGAGGUUAGCAGAGAUAGAGAUGCAUCUUAUCUCACCAAAAAAUUGGUAAAUUGCUUAAUUUGUGUAAUAAAUCUGUCUUUUCUUUCUAAAUAUGAUCACAAAAGCAUUUUCCAUCAGCCUAUUCUUAUUAAUGUGUCUAAACUACUAUCACAUUCAUUUUUUGUUUUAGUUUCUGAUAAACAUAAGCCACUCCUAUUAAACUAUUAAGUCAGUUUUAUCAAUAACAAAGGCAUAAUACUUUGUUUCCUCUUUUCAUUAUGAAUAUAUGAUUUUUCUACAGAAUAUUUUCUCUUUGUAGAACAUUUUGCCAAUUAAACUUCACUUUUCUAUACUCUCCAUGUACUUUCUGGUUAAGUUACAAACAUUGGAAACUCCAAACCCAGUCCCCUGCCUUUAGCCUCCAUCUACCAGUUUCCAUCUGGUAUGAAUCUGUUCUAGGCAGAUCCAAAGGAUUGUCUAGUUAUGAGACACAGCAAUGUGCUAUGAAUCUAGGUAAUCGGGAAGCUUUGAUGGUGUAGGCCCUUAACAGAUUAGCAGGUUCUCAGUGUUAACUGCCCAGUUCCUCUGAUUUCUGCAGCAUAAAGCCAACUUCUAAUAUUGGUUAUGAUUAUGUAUUCCCUUCCAGGAUUUUUUUUUCUUUCUAUGAUGCUAUUCAUGACCUCGGUGCCUGUGCCAAGAGCCUCGGUGCCUGUGCCAAGAGGGUAGAAAGCUAUUAGCUAACAUCAAAGAUGUUUCUUUUGGAAUAACCAUGAGCAAAAACAAUGUAACCACUCUUGUGGCAAAAUCUGGUGAACGUUGGUGGUCAUUAAAUCUAUUUCGCCUUUGGAUUCAAAUUGUAAUAUCCCAGCAUUUCCAUUACAGGGAAUAUUUAGCCUUUCUAAAAUCCAAAAAACAUUCUAUUUUGGAUAUGUCUUUUUGUUUCUAUUUAUUUUCCAAUUAUGUGGCUGAUUUACUUAUGCCAAGAUUCUAUCAUUGUCAGUUAUUUAACAAGUGCUUAUUCAGGGUCUAUUUUAAGAUUGUUAUUUGAUAGCCAUAGCAUAAAGCAGAGGGUGAUGAUGCCCAUAAUUAUAGAACUAUUCCUAUAAAAAUAGCAAUUAUUGGGUAGUAAUCUCAAAAGGAAUGAAAUUUAAAACAGACAGGAAAUUAAUUAAAAAUAAUACCUACCUAUAAAUAAAAAUUUGAUCUAAAAAAAUAGUUCCUCUGUCAAAUUUGACCUAAGUUCCCAAACUCUGUGUAACCAUUACUAGUGAUUCCUUCUUUUAUUAUUUCGGAAUUAAUUAUUUUGUAGAAUUGAUUUUACAAUUUCAAGUUGAUUUGGGGCCAUGAAGUAUACAGCCUGCUUUGAAAGAGUCUUAUACACCCUUUAACAUACAACAAUAUUUAUUGCUCAUCAUGUCCCAAAUACUUUAGUAAAGCAUAUUGUUUCUUGGAGAAUUAUUUAAAAUAUACAUGAAAUUCCUUUCUGAUAUAGAAACCAUUUCUGGAGUGUUUACACUGGUUUGAUGUUUACAUUACUCUGACACAGUGCCUCAAAUGCCUCUGUGACCAAAUUUGUCUCCAAUCACAUAGUUCUUUUCCUGUAAUACCAUGUUACAGGAAGUUCUCUCAGAGACCCAAGUGCAGCUAUGUAUUCCAAUAUCUUAGGCAAAGAGUAUAGGGAUGUUAUUCAAAUCUGGAAAUUAUUACCACCAUCUAUCUCCCAGCUCACUUCCUGUGGCAUGGGCAUUACUUGAGACUCGAACUGUGAUUAGGUACAAGGUUACCUCUUACUGUAAAAAUAGAAAAAAAUACUUUGAAAAAUGUAUCAAAAAUAGUUGAGAGAACAUGUUUGUCUUGGUGUGAUGAGGGCAACAAGUCACAAACUGGCAGAGAAAAUGCUAAAUGCUGGGUAUUGAGCUGAUGGGUUUCUACCUAAGUGUUUUAAAACUCUGACCAGUCACCCCUCUAGCCAAUUGGCUAUUAUUUCCAUAUUAUCAGCUAUCACAGUGCAAAAUAAAUUCAAAACCAGCAUUUCCUAAAGGAAAUAUUUCAUCUGUUUUUAACCAGAUGGGCCAUUCUAUGUAUCAGUAGGUGUCUUUGUUAUGUUUCUAAUAUAAGUUAUUCUCUGCCAAUCUGAACAGAUAAGAGGGACUGGGCAAGAAUUUUUUUAUCAGACUUUUCUUGUGUCCUUUAUAAGAGAGAGAAGCUUGAUCAGAGAGAGAAGGAUGGGCUACAUUAAAAGACAGUUUAAUAGCAGCCAAAAUUUUCUUUAAAGUGUAUAUUUGUCCACCGGGAAGCAACAAAUUUGAUGAAGCUCAUACAGCAUUCUCUUCAAUGGAGCAGGUGCAUCAGUUAGAGGGGGAAGCAAUGUGUGUUAGAGAUACAGUGUAUAACUAGGGUAGUAAAUGACCUGGAACCUCCUGUCUACGAAACAAUUUUUCACUGUUCUGUGUCUCUGUUAGUUUUUUUAAAAAGGUACAUGUGCUCUCCUCGUUAUGUAUCACAUUAAAAUGUUGAGGGAGGAAACUCAUCCAUAAAGAAUUUUGGAGUUUAAUCUAAAACUCAAACUGUAAAGAGAAUAUUGAAGUUUCUGGUCUCCUAAGAUACUAAUAAAAGGGAGCUCUGAGAGCCACAUUAGCCAACGUAAUAGAAAAGUUGUCUUUCGCCUUCUGGUCUCAAGCUUUAAUGCAUUAAAGUCUACUGUAUUUGAAUAUUUUAGGGAAAACUUUAUCAUUUUUAAAGAUGUCAAGAUUCUGUCUAUAUUUGAAAAGGCUGUCUAAGAAUUCACCGAAAGCUAUAUUUUCUUCUUGAACUUUGACAGAGGUGAUAGAAGCUUAUUUCUAGGGAGAGUGCUAAGCUCUUAAACAUGGGAAAUAGAUAGAAAAUAUUAUCUGAGAUGAGUGUUGUCUCAAUGCUUUAUAAAUCUAUGGAGAUAAGGUCUCAUAAAGUAGAACCGAUUUUUAAAAAAAUAGUUAGAUAAAUAGGGAAUUUUAUAAACUUAUUGCCUUGGGGUUCCUGGGGGGAGACCCAACCACGAUGAUAUUGUUGAGCAAAAACUGUAGUGAUCAGAGUUUAAAGUUGGCUAGAGUUCCUAACUGUGGCAGAAUAUGGAGAAGACCAUGCUUAAAAGGUUGAUUUUUAGGUAGGAAAAAAAAAAAAAAGCAAAACACUUACUAACAGAGUUUUAUAACUAGAUCAGUGGCAAAUACGUAUCCAUUAUUUUUAUCUACCAAGUAGAGGUUUAUGCCCUUAGAACUAAGCUAAUAAAAAUGUUUAAAUACCAGAUAUUUCAUUAUUGGCAUCAACAUUCAGGAAUCUUAGAAACAUUUUAUUUAUUCUAUCUGAAUCUAAUUUUCUCAUAAAAUGCAUUUUAACUUUUAAUGAAGUAGCAUCACAUAGAUGCUGUUCUGCAGAGCUCUUUUUUUUUUUUACAGUUAUGGUUGUAAUAUUUUCUAAUUUCACACUUAGAAAAAAAUAACAAACAAAAAUAUGAAUACAAAAAUAAUAAGGCUAUUUAAAAGGAUGUCAUCUUUUGAGUUAAAAAAAAUACAAAUAAAGUCUUCUUUGCAUUGAGUUAUUUAAAUUUGUUUCCCAGUACCUUUUCUUUCCAACAGGUCAUGGAUAUUAGUCAUGGCUAAUAUCCCUCAGUUGACUUAGUCUUUAACCAUCAUUACCAAAUGCUCUAGGAGCCACAUGUCUGUCCUUAAUCUAAUGGAUCCCUUAUUUAACCAGCGACUGUUGUCUGUUGGCACAUCAAAAUAGAAUCUGUUGCUAGUAAAGUACUAACAUGUGCUUAUUUAUCCUUACUCUUCUAUUCUCCAGGUUAUUUUUUCAAAUGCUCUUUGAGAGGAAGCCUAGUAUUGCAUAAAGGAAAGUAGCUGAAAGAACAAUUUGGGGGCCAUAGGUCUGUCAUUAAAUAUGGCUCUUCCUCUUAGGAGGCUUAUAAAUCCUCUGUGCCUCACAGGGCUCAUUUCAGGCCCAAAGGAGGACAUAUAUAGAAAUUGGUUUGUAAAUGAUGUUCCAUUUCAUAUGCUGACACAGUUAUCCCAAUCUCACAGUCAUAUAUUUUCACAAUCACUUGUGAAAAGAAGUGCCAUAGCAGGGACAAAACAAAUUUUAGCAGAGCUUUUGGAAGUUUUAAAUGGGUAGUUGGCUUGUGGUCACUGUACUUCAUUGAAAAUGCUUAAUAUAUUUCAAGUUAUUGAAAAAGAUAGGAGUUCUAUUUCAUUUUGUAUGUCACCUUGUAUUACUUUCAAGGAGUCUAAUUACGUCCUAGAUAGUAUAUUACAAUUUGGUCAAAACCCUCCUUGUAUAAAUAGGGCUUUUGUGUCCAUAGCCUUGUAAAAGAUACUGACUGUAUCUGAAGUUGAAGAUAAGUAUGUUAUCCUGCUUAAUAUGUUAAAAGCAUAAUGUGCUGACAACACUGAAGUGCAUCACUAUAUUCUAAUGGUCCACCUUUAAACGACAUCCUCAUUUUUAGGCUAAGCACAUUUGAUUGUUUUGUCUGUCAUCUACUCAGAUCUCUGUUUUGUCUAGUGCUAUGAAUGUAAAUUAAAACCCUAAACAUGGAGUUUUUAAUUCUCUGUGCCCCUGAAUAGACUGUGAUGCCUGACAAACUCUGUUAGGUCAUUAUUUUAUCGUACCAAAGUUCUAGUAGCUUCAGAAAUGAUAGCAUCCAAUGAUUUUGUGGUGUCUGGGUUUGAAUACUAGGGUUGAGAUCUGUGUUCAGUGAUCGUUUCUGCAGACUUUUCAAAUAAAAAUGCAUUUUUAUCAAUUA